Messenger RNA from Diuraphis noxia (Russian wheat aphid), 1914 nucleotides. Its product is annotated as scoloptoxin SSD14-like. Gene Ontology annotation, cellular component: plasma membrane. Gene Ontology annotation, biological process: glutathione catabolic process. Gene Ontology annotation, molecular function: glutathione gamma-glutamate hydrolase. NCBI's taxonomy places the organism in Eukaryota, Metazoa, Arthropoda, Insecta, Hemiptera, Aphididae. The record is from RefSeq and is a predicted model, not a curated record.
AUAUCAGGUGGCUUGGCGGUUGCUAUUCCGGGUGAACUAAAAGGCUAUUCAACAAUUUAUAACAUGUACGGUGGCAAAGUUCCAUGGAAAUCGUUAUUUGAGCCAACUAUAAAGUUAUGUGAAAAUGGUAUAAAGAUCAGUAAACGUCUACAGAUAAACAUGCAAAAUCACGAAGACAUGAUAAAGAAUGACCCAUUUCUCAGAGGAGCAUUAUUCGAUGAAAAAACCGGACAUGUAAAACAAGUUGGAGAAGAGUACAAGUUACUAAAGUUAGCAGAGACCUUAAAAAUCAUAUCAGAUGAAGGUGCCGAUGCYAUAUACAACGGGUCAUUAACACAUCAAUUAGUAGAAGAUUUAAAAAAAGUCAACGGUAUUAUAACUGAAGAAGACCUUGCCAAUUAUGAGGUAGAAAUUGAAGAAUCAUUUUCCGUAAAUUUAAAAAGUGGACAUACAAUACAUUCGGGGCCACCACCUGGUUCUGGUGUACUCUUAGCCUACAUACUCCGAAUAUUGGAUGGAUUAUUACCAGCACCAAAUCCUGGAUUAGACGCACAUCGAUUUGUAGAAGCUUUCAAAUUUGCAUUUGGCGAAAGAACACAUUUAGGUGAUCAUAAUUUCGUGAACGUGUCCAAUAUUUAUGAAAAAAUAAAUUCAGAUAGUUACAUCGAUAGUAUUCGAAACAAAAUAACCGAUAGUUUUACUUCGUUGGACCCAAAGUACUAUGGUGCUGACUUUGAUAUGCCAGAGAACCACGGGACUGCUAACAUGGUCGUCACCGAUUCGUUGGGGAAUACUGUCGUGGGAACCAGCACUUUAAAUAUAUACUUUGGUUGUGGUUUCGUGUCUCCUAGCACCGGUAUUCUUUUAAACAAUGAAAUGGACGACUUUUCUACUCCCGGAGUAACUAAUUAUUACGGAAUUCCAUCUUCACCCGCCAAUUUCAUUGCACCAGGAAAACGACCAAUGUCGUCWAUGUGCCCAGCUAUAAUCACAGAUAAAAAAGGAGACUUUGUCCUAGGUGUAGGAGCAGCAGGUGGAUCGAAGAUCACGCUUGCAACUGCCUACGUGUCAGCCCUUAAACUAUGGUACGGUAUGACAUUGAAAGAAGUGAUAGACAAACCCAGAAUUUACCAUCAACUUAUUCCUAUGGAAGUUCAAUAUGAAUAUGGAACGUUAAAGUCUGUUGUACAAAAACUUAAAGAUAUUGGUCAUCCAGUAACUAGGUUGAAGAAUACCAUAGGUUCAGCAGCGACAGCAAUUGCCAAAUCACCCUUAGGAAUGAUCGAAACCAUGCCAGAUUUCAGGCGACCAGGAAAUUCAUCCGGAUAUUAACAGGAAAAUAUCAUGUUGAUAAUAAAUUACGAUUAAUAAAUUGUUGUUGUAAAGUGUACCUUGUAAGUUCCUAAAACGAUUAUAACGGUUCUACUACGAACGACUUGCAGUGAAUAAUAUGUAUUAAUGUGCAAUAUAUUAUACAACCGUGUUAUAACUUUUUUUUAGGUAAUAUUGUCCGCAAGUUCUAAUUUUUCWUAUAAAAUGUACAGUAUAUAGGUAGGUAUAAAUAUUUAUGUACCUAUGGUAAUUAUUUUGAUGAAAAUAUGAGGUAUAUUUAAUGUGUAUAAUCAUUCAAAUAAUUUUAACUUAACAUAAUAUAUUAUUUCAACUUUAAACAUAAUUGCUUAUUGUUUAGCUGGUAAUGAUGUUAGCAWUGAACACUAUCGUGUUAAAGUGUUGGUAACAUAAAUUAUGUUGACGGAUUGGUAUACAAUAACUAUUGAGAUAAAAGAUAAUUUGAUAAUUUAAGUUCUCCUCAAUUGUGAUCAAACCCCUGUAUAAAAUCUAGUUAAUGAUGUUAAUUAUUUGUACUUUAUAAAAACAAUUGUAUGUUACACCAAUAAGUUUAUUUUUUGUAAU